Recurvomyces mirabilis is the source of this 6789-nucleotide messenger RNA. RefSeq lists its product as uncharacterized. Lineage: Eukaryota; Fungi; Ascomycota; Dothideomycetes; Mycosphaerellales; Teratosphaeriaceae. Bases 1 to 6789 code for a protein of 2262 amino acids. The transcript has a single exon. Gene Ontology annotation, molecular function: ATP binding; ATP-dependent chromatin remodeler activity; methyltransferase activity. Gene Ontology annotation, cellular component: nucleus. The record is from RefSeq and is a predicted model, not a curated record. Gene Ontology annotation, biological process: nucleotide-excision repair.
AUGGUUUCGCAGCAUGUUGGUCGCAAGCGGAAGGCCGCAUCACCUUCUGACGAAGAUGGCUAUGAAUCCGACUGUAUCCUCGUGGCGCCCAGCGGACACAAGUCGUCGGCCAAGAUCAACGCCUCUUCGCAAUCUGUCUCACGAUCGCCACUUCAGGAAAUACAUCAGAACAAGCGACGUCGUACUGUGGAGUGCGUCCUCAUCCCAAGACAAGAGGCUUUGAAACUCUUUAGGACAGCCAACACCGCUGCGUCUGACCAGCAGAAAUCGAUACGCUGGGUGUCUACAGCUUUCAACGGCUCUGCCCACAAGAGGUCUGGUCAAACGGCAAAGGCUCCUCCUAUAAAAGACUCCCGGCAGAUCAGCAUCGCUUCAUUAUGGAAGCCUGCAUCACUAGUCGCCGCGUCCGAAAAUGUACAGAGAGCGGCAUCUGGUAGACAGCAAACAACUGGGACCGAGACACUACGUGCAGAUACGACAAACGCAGAACAGGCUGCAACAACUUCCGCUGCAUUCGCUUCUCGUGCUCGACGUGGCACUACGCGUGUCUCUUACGCCUCACAUCUUGCAGACCUUGACUCGGAGGAAGAGGUCAUGCCAAAGAGGAUUUUGAAGGCUCAAAGACGGAGGGACCUGGACGACGAGGACUACGAGCACGACAUCGACAUGGCUGCCGCCGAUGAGCCCGAGAGUCCCUCUUCAGACGAUGCAGAUGUGUCCGAAAGGUCGGACGCGGGACCAUCUGAAUCAGACGCAGAAGUAGAAGUCCCGCCUGGGAAGAAACACCCCUCACAAGCUAAGACUACCAAAGUGACAGAGAGCAAGGCUGGAUCGACGUCCAACAGUGAGAUGAAGAGCUUGCUCACCCGCCCCUCCGGCACGCAAAAGGGUUUGGACUCAAACUUACCACCUCUCUCUGACAUCAGAGACAUAUUUGCCGACGAGACCAAAAGUGCUUUAGGCCUUGGCCUUCGCGAUGCGCUUUUGCACCUGGACGGAAGAGCUCUUCGAGUCGCAACCAUGUGCUCAGGCACAGAAAGUCCAUUGCUAGCUUUGCAGAUGAUUGCAGACGCUCUCCGGGAGUCCGGAGAGCCACCAUUGAACAUCGAGCAUGUUUUCUCGGCAGAAAUCGUCCCAUACAAACAGGCCUAUAUCGAGCGGAACUUUGCACCUCCUGUCAUAUUUCGCGACGUCACAGAAUUUCCCGUGGCGUUUCAGUCGACAGGUACGCCCGUUGCCACAACAGCAUAUGGAUCCAAGGUGGCCAUACCACUGCAUGCCGACAUAGUCAUUGCAGGCACAUCUUGCGUCGAUUACUCUACACAGAACAACAAAAAGAAAGGUAUCAAUGAUGGCGGCGAAUCUGGCCAAACUUGGUUCGGUGCGCUGGCAUAUUGCAAAGCCGUGAGACCUGCUAUCAUUAUAUUCGAGAACGUAAUUCACGCGCAUUGGAAUCAAAUGUUGAAAUACUAUCGUGACAUUGGCUAUGUCUGCGAAGGAGUAAAGGUCGAUACCAAAGACUACUACUUGCCGCAAACAAGGCAGCGUGGAUAUAUGGUGUGCUUUGACCAGAAGAAGCUGCCGGCCAAGAAGAUCGCACAAGGGCAGUGGCAAGAUCACAUGCAGAACAUGAAACGCUUGGCCAGCAGCCCCAUAUCCGACUUCAUGAUGAACACCAACGACCUGCAUCAACACACUCGACCCCAGGCCCGUGACGAUGACCAGCAGCGUGAGGUCGAUUGGUCUGCAUGUGAGCUAAGACACGUACAACACCGAGCAAAGGAGAAGCUUGGAGCGGCACGUCCAUUUACCCGGUGGCAAGAGGGUGGCUCGAUGGCCGUCCCGGAGAAUGGAUCCAAUGCAUGGUUCACCAAACAGGUGGAUCGCGUGAAAGACACAAUCGAAGGGACUCAUCUCAGUACGGCUCGCAAAUAUCGCUGCGACCCAAGGUAUAAGACUCUACUGUACAACCUCUCACAGAACGUGGACCGAAUACCUGUAGCAGGUGUGCGAUCGCUUGGUCUGAUUGGGUGCAUUCUUCCAACGUCCAUCCCUUAUGUGACGGACUCUGCUCGCGUACUUACUGCUCAUGAAAAUCUGAAACUGCAAGGUAUACCGCUGGAUCGGAUCAUACUUGGUUCCGAGACUCCAGCCGAAUUGCUGGACUUGGCUGGGAAUGCGAUGUCGUCGACAGUGGUGGGCGCGGCAUUACUGUCCGCGCUUUUGGUUGGCUAUCGUCUUGUUGAAUCUGAUGAUAAGCAAUCAACAGCAGACUUGACCUCGACCACUGCAUCAUCCAAUCUUGCGGCAUUUGGCGAGGCGAGCGCAGAGGGUUUUGACCAUCGUCACGAAGUCCUUGGGAGCGAUUUAGAGGAGCUACUGAAGAAGGCAGACAGCUCUGCACGCAAAUGCAGCUGUGAGGGUAACUACCAGCUAUCCCGCAAACCCAUUCAACAAUGCGCUGCUUGUAAUCAUACGACUUGUAUCGCGUGCGGCGGCAAUCCGAAACACGAAUAUCGUCCCAAUCUCGAGCUGAGCAGCUCGAUAGGACGUAUAUGGCCAUCAUCAUUCGAGGACCUGCUGAGAGCCAAGAUGCCAUUACAAGUCCAAUUUGAUCUGCACCCAGAUCUUCAUCGGCUUCACACAACUUCUGCUUUAAACCAGAAGCAGCAUAACCCCUUUGUGACAGCGGCUGAGGUUGCCUUCGCCUCUACCUUCGGGCUUCAACGGAUCCAACGAUCGUACAACUGGCGAAUGAUCUACUCUGCCGAGAAAGCUCGUCUGGAACUUGCUAUUGGCGAUAACAAGAUAGAAUGGCAGUUGUUCGCCCUGCCAGAUCAGAUCCUUGCUAUGAACCAUCCCCUUCGGCUUGCACUUGCCCAUCCUAUCGCACGUGGUGCUGUCAAAGAUGCCCUGCUCUCUGCGGACUGGCAGAUGUGCAUACCUGCGGACGAGAGAGAAGCGCUUGAGAUCUGUCCUUCCAAGCUCAAAGUGCCUUCCUGGUGGGCUCGCCUUGGACUGCCAGAUGACGCCGAGCAUAUUCAGCCCCAGUCAUUGGAAGUGAAGGCUACCUCGAGUGCGCCCACUACGUUGCAGCGCGAGUUGUGUGGUACCUACACACAUUUGCCGAAGUGUGGCAAUGCUGCGGACAGUCUUUACGUGAAGGGAGCCGAGACAGGUGAACGCUCCGUAUACUGUUUCUGCGAUCCGACUCGAACUGGCGAUCCGAAUGAAGAUGAGUUUGUGUUCUCAUACGAUCAUGAGCGCCUGGAUUACGAUGAGCGGCGGACGAUCCUGGCUCGCGUCAAGGCGCCGUGGCGCCCAUGGUCAUCGCCAGAGUCGCAUGCUGGUAAAGCCGUUAUCUAUACAGACAUAGAGCUUGUGAGACCAGCUUCCUUGAUAGCAUUGCGUCCCGGGACGGACACUGUGAACGUUCGUCGCGCUAGGCGGUCACUGGAGGACAGCGUGCUCCCUGACUGCAAGAUUGCGCCAUGCCUGAUACAAUGUACGCUGCCCAGUAACGGCGAAAACUUGUCGUCCAAGAAGACGGUGCUCAUUACAGAAGAUAAGAAGCUGCUCACUAGCUAUGCUUGGGUCUUCGAAGUAAUGCGGCGACAUAUGGCGCAUGACACCUGGCAAAAGUUGCCUCUGCAAAUGCCUUCGUGCGCAUGUCAAGAGUGUGCGCCCAUCAGACCAGAGCUUCUUUGGAGACUAGAUCACGAUGGAAAGACAGUAAAGUCAUACGAGGAUCCAGCAUCCGCGGCAGCGUACGAGCGUGCUAUCAAGGCACAAAAGCACCGAAUGGCUGCCACCAUCACGCACACCGAUAGCGGCGAAGCCAUAAUCGACUUCGGCAUCAAUGUUUUAGCGCUUGCACACAUUGCAGCCUCGCGCCUGCCACAUGACGCAUCCAAAGUGGAUAUCACCUGGAGACUCGAGACAGGCUGCGUGUCUCUGGACUACAAAACUCCACCCUUCGCACUGACUGCUGUCAGCGACAUGGAGCCGACUCCUUGUUCAUUUGAAGAUGGCCGUGAACUGUUUCCAGAGCAACAAAGAGCAUUGUCAUGGAUGCAGAAGCAAGAGCACGGUGUGGAGAUCCAUGCAGAAGAAGCCGAAGAGGCUGUACUGACGGGUGUCGGCUGGCGUGCUGAAGUGCGAGCAUCUCGAACGAUCACUGUGCGUGGAGGCAUCUGUGCUGACCAUCCUGGUUUUGGCAAGACCAUCCUGAGUCUUGCGCUAGUAGGAUCUGACGACGUGGAGCAGCUUCGUCGAGAGCUUCCGGAACGCUCAGGAGAUCUUUUUGCUUCAGUCGCAACACUGAUCGUCUGUCCGGGAACUCUGAUUGAUCAAUGGCUUGGUGAGAUCAAAGAAUGCACAGGCUCGCACCACGGAGUCAUCGUGAUCAGGCAGACCGCAGACUUGUCGAAGUUCACGGAUGCUGCUUUCGAGAAGGCCAAGAUUAUUCUACUCAACCGUUCAGUGCUGAGUUCAGACUCGUACGCCGAGCGAGUCGCCGCCCUUGCGGCGCUUCCUGGCCCGGCAUUAAAAGCUGGAAGAGGGUUUGCGAAAUGGUUGCAGUACGCCAGGAUCAAGAUUGCUGAGCACCUCGACAUCUUGCGCCUCUCGGGCUCGUCAGCCUUGAAAGCGCAUAUCAAGACCAGGUAUGCGGCAAUGCUCGAAAAUGACGAUCUCAGCGCCAUGAUCCCGUCUCGUCGCCUACGAGGAAAGCACUACGAAUCCGCCAACAGCAAGAGCAAAGCCGCCUCAGUACUCAAGCCAGCUUCGAAGACCAUCGACACUGCACAUGUCGAGGCUCCUCUUUUCGAGAAGUUUUACUUCAAUCGCAUCAUAGUAGACGAGUUCCACCAGUACGAAUCACGUGAGCUAGCAACUCUCGGGGGUUUACGGGCAGACAAGCGAUGGGGUCUGUCGGGCACGCCAGCACUUGGCGACUUAUACGAUGUCGCACAAUUGGGGAAGCUCAUUGGUGUUCCCCUCCGGAUUGGCAGUGACGCUCGGGGCAUCAUGAAGAUCAGGAACAGCCGUGCCUUGCGUACUGACAUGACAGACUUCGAGGUGUUCGAAGCUAAACGGUCAAUUCCUUCGGCGCCAAUGCACGUACGCAUGCAUGAGGUAUCACAGGCUUUCUUAGAUACCUUUGUACGUCGGAACCAGGCCGACUUCACCAAGAUUCAACUAGAGGAGCACCUCCUGUCUGCUUCACUAGAGCUCGAACAUCAAGUCGUCUACAUGGAAUUGUCCCAGCACCUCAAUUCCGCAGACAUGAGAAUCACUCGUGGUAGAAGCGCGCAGACUGAAGACCGUGACCCACGAGUGACCGAGAUCGUGGCCAUGUCAGACACACCAGAAGAGGCAUUAUCGCGAGCCGCAGCAUUCUGGCGGGCAGACCAGAAGAGCUUUGGCAGCCAUGAGCUUAGCGGUCUUGGUUUACUACUGACUAGACGUGAAGGUAUUGUAGACGAUCUCCUUGUGCAGCUCCGUACGGCUUUGAAGGAAGCACAAGCAGAUGAGCCCGAUGCUUUCGCGCUGUGGAAAAAGGCAAAGCUCGACCAACGUACCAUAGCGGACCAGCAGACUAUUGACGAUCUCACUGAAAUGGGAAUAUUAGAUGCAUCGACUGCAACAUGCGAAGCUCAAUCCAAGCUCAGCAAGAAACGCAAGCCGUCGAGGAAUGAUGAGGACGGCGACGAACCAGCCUCUGGCGCUCCUCCUGCCACCAAUCCCAAGACAAGCCUUCUGAAUACGCUAGGCAACCGGCUUCUGCUCGCAAAUCGUUCUCUUCGCUAUGCGAGAGGUGUGCAGGUACUUCAAGAACACAUUGCCAAGAAGACACCUCUGCCACAAUGCCAGCAUCCGCAGUGCGCAGGAGUGGGUAAGAAUGAUAUGGCAGUCUCUGCCUUUUGCGGGCAUUUGCUUUGUGAAGGGUGUUACCACAACUUACGCACCGCCGACCAUGACCAUUGCCCAGCAACAGGAUGCGAAGCAAUCUUGCAGAAGUACAACUUGCUCUGGGCCAGUAAGUUAGGUGGCCUGAACUCUUCCAGACGCACACCGUACGGAUCGAAGCUUGACAAGGCAAUGGAUCUGCUGGGGAACAUCCGCGCUCAGCACGACCAAGCGAUUAUGUUCGUCCAAUACAGUGAGCAGCUGCUCGAAGCUGAACAGGCGCUUCGGGAUCGAGGCGUGCCAGCAUUCAUAGUCAAGAGUGGCGAGUCCGCAGCUUCUCAAAUCAAGGACUUUACCGCAGGGGAGCGAACAGUCCUGGUACUCAACGCUUCGGACGAAACUUCUGUCGGACUGAAUCUACAGAACGCCAAUCACGUUAUUCUCCUGUCACCCUUGCUGCGUGACUCUCAGUAUGGCUACGAUUCUACCAAGGCUCAAACCAUUGGACGUGUACGGAGACAUGGGCAGACCAAGGCUAUCAAUGCUUAUACUAUCUUCGCCCCGCACACUAUCGACGUCGAUAUCCUAGAGCAUCGCGAGAAGCGCACCAAUGCAAUCGCUGAAUGGAACGCAGCGGAAAUCACACCACCUGCUGCCGCGCAGUCGUUGAACAUGGACCCCACGGAGCUCGAGCGAACUCAACUAGUCAUCGAGAACGGCCGAUACAGCCUUCGCCCUCAAUCAUGGCUGGUACGAUGCGGGGCGGACAAUGAUUCUGACCAAGUCUCGAGGGUGAAAGGUAGAGGCAGAGUAAUGGGCUGGGAGGAUGUGAGCUCGCUGGUCAAGUUCUCUCGCGCUUAUGCCGAGGAUGAUGAUUGA